Fulvia fulva is the source of this 483-nucleotide messenger RNA. RefSeq lists its product as uncharacterized. The record is from RefSeq and is a predicted model, not a curated record. The transcript has a single exon. The coding region runs from base 1 to 483 and encodes 160 amino acids. Lineage: Eukaryota; Fungi; Ascomycota; Dothideomycetes; Mycosphaerellales; Mycosphaerellaceae.
AUGCGUUUCAGCUGCUUCCGCGCCCCGUCGGCCAAUGCUGCCGCGCUGGACCAAGACGAGAUACCUCGCACGCCAAGGAAGAAGAGCGGUCUUCGACGACAAGGUACCGGCGAAUCAGCAAGCUCACGAUGUAGCACCGCCUCGACCAACUCCAGCAUAUCCAAGCUGCCACCUUGCAACCGAGCAUCGAAUCCCAAGGUCGAGGCUAUGAUGAUGCCGUCGCCGCCGGAAGAACGGCCAAGCCGAUGUCUGCGGAUGAGCCACCCAAAGACGUACAGCAACAUUGUCGACUCGAUGAAGAAGUCGAAAGGCUGCCGCGAGUGGAAAGCCUUUCCCGUCUUCUACAAUGACGAAGUUGACAUGAGCAUAUCGGCCUUGGAAGUCGCACGGAAACGAGCUGCCGACUACGAGCGGAAGCUUCGGUCAUUGAACAGUUUCGGAUCUGACGAACGCGAAUCAAUCGGUGUCGACAUGAUCGGAUGA